Triticum turgidum subsp. durum (durum wheat) is the source of this 1140-nucleotide messenger RNA. The record is from the annotation of a GenBank genome assembly. NCBI's taxonomy places the organism in Eukaryota, Viridiplantae, Streptophyta, Magnoliopsida, Poales, Poaceae.
AUGGCGGAGGCCGCCGCCGCAGCAGGAGCGACGCCACUCCUCCCCGGCAUCCCGGAUGAGAUCGCCAUCUGGGAGAUCCUCGUCCGCCUGCCCCCCAAAUCCCUCCUACGCUGCCGCGCCGUCUGCCCCACCUGGCGCCGCGCCACCUCCACCCGCCACUUCCUCCUCGCCCACCACCACCGCCAGCCCGCGCUCCCCCUCCUCUACGGGUACAAUUUCAUCGGCGACGACGUCGAGUCCCUGGACGUCAUCCCCUUCAACCACCAGGCAGGGGUCGCCGCCGCCGACCAGCUCCAGUCCGUCGCACGGCUUGCACAACCCACACCCCGUCUGGAUGCCUGCUUCCUUCUCGAGGCCUGCUGCGAUGGCCUCCUCGUGCUCUCUGCCCUUUACCCGCCAAACUUCUCCAUCUGCAACCCGGCGACUCGGGACUUUGCUCCCCUCCCGCAGCUUUAUGGUUUCACCCUCUUGGGGAUGUACCCGAACCCCCCUACUGGCGAGUCCGAGUACCGACUAUUGUUGUACCAGGCCUCGACGAAUCUGGCUCAAGGUGGCUCCUACGUCUACGAAUUAGGCUCCGGCCAGCCGCCGAGGCACAUAGGGUGCCCUGAUGCGAAGAAACUGAUACACUCCCCCGUAUCUCUGCUGUUUCGAGGUAGCCUGCAUUGGUGCACAACAAACCAAAUAAUGGUAUUCGACACCACCACUGAGUCGUUCCGGCAGAUUUGCUCUCCAAUUGUCCCUGCUGGUGAUACUGAAUUGUUUGAGAUGGGUGGCAUGCUUGCCAUGUCCUGUCUUAAUGAUGAAAGGACAACUCUUGAUAUCUGGGUGAUGCCAAAGUAUGAAGCGGAGGUCUGGGCUUUUAAAAAUCAUGUUGAAUUACCAAUUGGAGAGAUCAGGUUACAAUCUGGAAAUUGUGACUAUUGGAAUGUGGUAGUCACAUCUUGGGAUGGUGAUGUGCUCGUGCAGGUCCAAAUUGAUGACUGGCUACUUCAGGUUAACAUUGAUGGCAAGUUGGUUUCUAGUAUUCAUCGCAGAGGCCUCAGUCCUACUGAACAUCGGCUCACACAGAGUCUUGUGCGGCAUACCUUUUUCCCGACACUAGAGGGUUAUGUUGUCAAUGCUUCGCCUUUCAUCUGA